AUGGCCCUGACCCAGUCAGCCCAGGGAGGAGGAGCCAGCGCAGCCCAUCCCUCCUCCCGCAGCACAGCAAUGGGGCCAUCCAACAAUAUUAUCACAUUGCUCAACUCUGCAGCAGAAAACCAGCUGGGUUCAUAUGAAACCUCUCAGAGAGGCUCAACUGAGAAAAAUGGCUGCUCCAUGAGCUCUGGUGAAAAGAAUGUAACCAACACUUUUUGUUUGCCUGACUGCCAAUGCCAAGAAGGACCGUUGUUGGCAUCCCUUGAUGAUUCAUCCAUCUCACCAUCUGCAGAGUAUGCAUCAUUGCGUAAUGUAUCCAACAUAUUGUCCGCACACACCCUGCCAGAUGUAUGUGAAAAAAAUACGGAGAAUUUGGGGCAUCCAUGCCUUGGCAAGACUUUCACACUGCCUGACAACCGUGAGCUCCCCAGUGAGGGAGACAAUUUGAUGAUGACUACGUCUCCUGUGAUCGGGCCAUUUGAAAAUCAGAGUUGUCUUCAGAUGACUAUUUUAUGCGAAGAAUCACCAGCUCAUAAAUCAUUGGCAAGUGUUAAUUCAGAACCAUCUGUGUAUGUCCAUGGCACUUUCACACAGGAAAAAUGUAUUGACUUUGAACCUGUGGUGUCAACUAUACGGGACAUGGAUCUGACUUCCACACCAGUACUAAACGCUGGAGAAAAAAUGCUUCCUCACUUAAAAUCUUCUCGGACUGAAAAUGCAUGCAGCCCAAUAUUUUUCCCUAAAAAACAACAGAAAACCUCUGCCACUCUAUCUAAAAAUUGUGUAGUGGGACCCUCUCAAUAUGCCCAAAAAAAUAGUAAAAUAGAGAUGAAUUGUUCCAAGUCUGAAUUGAGGAACGCAGUAUCUAAAGUUGUGACAAGAACUGCGAAUGACAAAAUUGUGUCAGCAUCCUCUUCAAAGCAUAAAGAACAACAAACAAAUGCCCAUAGUAAAUGCGUAGAACGUGUUCGAGGAGCUAAAAUGAUUAGUCCAAGUAAAGUAAGGAAUAGCAGUGCUUUUCUGUCUGUGACUAAUAAAAAGGAAAACAAUGCUCAGAGACGGGUAAAUCCAAGUGGUACGCCAUUGGUAUGCAUUUUCACUGCAGGAAUUAAAUCUCCUCUUAUACCACAGUGCAGUAAAACCAGCACAGAGACUGAGCAAACCACUCCAUGCCAAGCAACAGGCUCACCAGCUCAGGGUGCUGGCAACCAAACUUUCUGCUCCUCAUUUCUUGAACCCCCUACUGAUAAGAGUGUCCAAAAAGAUCAGAAACAAACUCCAAAGAAGACUGCAGCAAACAAAAUUGAGGUCAAGUCACUUUCAGUUCUGCGUCAGGGCAAGACACAGCCUCGGUGUUCAACAGAAUGUUUGCUUUCCUCGCCACGGCCACCCAAGGAAAGGAAAACAAUUCCUACUUUUUCAACUGCUGUUAAUAUUCCAAGACAUGAGAAACAAACAAAACUAACAACCACAAAAAACUCUUCCCAGAGUAAACUCGCUUUGGAGAGUGAAGACCCAAGAGAGGUCACUAAGAUCGGCCUAGUGGCAGUAUCUGACAAGAAAGGAACAGCCUCUUUGGAAAACUGCAGAACCCCACAACAGACAUUCCCAAACAAACCACAAGGACGAUUUCUUGCUCAAACUUCCGUUGGAAGUCCUAGGACUGCUACUCAGCCCAUCAGGCAGCGACCAAGAAUGAAUUUGGGGGCUGACAACAGGGUGUCGAGAGGUGUUGGAACACCACCUUCUAACCAGAAUGGCACUGCAGCUACGCCACCAUCUAAACUACCUCGCAAGAUCCUGGUGUUAUCCAGGAGUGGAAACGGUGGACGCAUUCACAGUGAAGGUGCAGCAAUUGUACCCACGAGAAGCCCAACAUCUACAAAAACCAACAAAGGAGCUCCUACUCAGGUUUCUUUAAAAAGAACGCAGUCAUCCAGACGUGCUCCUUUAACACCAAUUAAGCCAGUAGACAAGAACAAGCCCAAGACCUCUUCCUGGCAACAACUGCCAUCAUCCCCUUCCAAACAGAAUCAUGGAGCUCCAGAUGUGGUGCCACCCUGUCUCCCUGAGAAUGACAGAAAUGACCAGAGGAUACAAAAUCUUGGAAAACUUCUUGCAGCCUCUAACUGCAGAUUUGAAGCUGUUGCUAUUGUCCUGCAGCAAACACUAGCUGAGCGUGAUGAAGAAGCAGGGCAGUGCAGAGAACUCUCCCAGGAGUUGGUCAACCUACGAGGAGAGCUGGUGAGCUCAGUGAAUUCAUCCCAACGUCUGGAAAAAGAAAAGCAGGACUUGCAAGAUGCUCUGGACAGUGCAAUGCAGAGAAUGCAGGAGCAGUACCAGAAGGACAUGGAAGAGAUGGAGCAGAAACUGCAGCUCUUCUACCAGGCUGAGUUUUACAAGCUUCAGUUCAUCUACCAGAAGGAGGCAGACGAGAGCAAAGCUGUACUACAGAAGCAGAUCGACCAACUCCAAGUUAGUCAGGACACCAUUAAAAUGGAAUUGCAGCACAGCCAUGAAGAACAGAUGCAAUCUGUCCAACAACAACAUGAUCAGUCAAUGGAAGAGCUCAGGAAAAGCUUCACUCAGCAGCUGGAGUCUUCUUAUGAAAGUUUCAAGAAAGCUGAUGACGCACUCAAGGCACAGGUUCAAGUGCUGGCUCAGGAAAAUGCUGACCUGAUGAAGAAACAAAACCUAGCUGAGAGUCCGGACUCUCAUACUGUGUAUCUGGAGCAGGAGUUGGAAAGCCUGAAGGUCGUACUGGAUAUAAAAAACAAACAAAUCCACGAACAGAAAACGAUGAUGAUAGAAAUUGACAAACUGCUUGAGAAAAAUGUGAAGUUAGAUGAGAGCCUUAAGAAAGUCCAGCAGGAGAAUGAGGACCUUAAGGCUCGCAUGGAAAGAUAUGCUGCUCUCUCAAGGCAGUGGUCUACAGAGAAUACCAUGCUGCAGGAAUCCCUCCAGAAGGAGUCAAAUGUUAACAAGCGUUUGUCAAUGGAGAUUGAAGAGUUGCUUUGGAAACUCCACAACGGCGAAGCGGGAAGUCCCCAGAAGUUGUCUCAUAGCUCCGACACCUGCUCAGUCUUCCCGCUCAACCCCAGAUAA
This is a messenger RNA of Nerophis lumbriciformis (worm pipefish), 3102 nucleotides long. Lineage: Eukaryota; Metazoa; Chordata; Actinopteri; Syngnathiformes; Syngnathidae. The record is from RefSeq and is a predicted model, not a curated record.